This is a messenger RNA of Trachymyrmex septentrionalis, 3422 nucleotides long. RefSeq names its product mitochondrial sodium/hydrogen exchanger 9B2 (gene Nha1). Gene Ontology annotation, cellular component: membrane. The record is from RefSeq and is a predicted model, not a curated record. Gene Ontology annotation, biological process: proton transmembrane transport. NCBI's taxonomy places the organism in Eukaryota, Metazoa, Arthropoda, Insecta, Hymenoptera, Formicidae. Gene Ontology annotation, molecular function: antiporter activity. The transcript is spliced from 6 exons. Bases 1135 to 2994 code for a protein of 619 amino acids.
UGUCGAUCAAUGCCGGAUUCGGCCAGUGCCGUGAGACAUGGACGCGAGCUGCGACAGAAGCGCAGCGGACCGUUGCUGCUUCGUCAAUGAGGUAGUCAGCUGUGCCCAUCCUGUGUGCAUUGCGCGACAAUUAUCGUCACAGGCCGCCGUGACUGUCCGUGCUCAUUCGUCCGCGGUUCGAGCACUUUUUACGAGCCCCACUACCCGUCCGCAUAAACACCACCGCUUGCUGUCGCAUUGCCGCUUUUAGUCGCUGGUUAUUCAUGCCAUCGUACUCGCGCCGGACUCGUGACGACCUAUACAUUCGUUGCACUCGUCUUUUUGUCCGGUCGAAGGGGACUCCGUUAAAAAUCUAAAUUAGGCUAAAGCAUAAAACGCAUGCGAGAUGCACCGGUCGCACCAAUUGCGCCGAGCGCGACCGAGAUCGGCGCAUUUCCACGUCGACGUGAACAACCGGCCGCGUGAACUGAUCCUACCCGAAUCUGGUCGGUUUGCCGACUCUUGGAUAACGUCAAUAGAAAAGUUUAAUCUUGUGGAUAAAUAGUCCCGUAUUAAGAAUGGCGCUUUGUUAACGCUAACGCUUGUUAACGUCAACGUUAACGAGGAAAGCAAAGCUCCGCUUGGAUGUAGUCGAGAAGAUACUCAGGCAGAAGAAGCGAUCUGGUAAAAGCGGGCCAAGGUGUCAAAGACGUCAAUCGUCGCAACAUAUUAGCGUCGCUGAUUGCCGUCCCCGUCCCUGUCUCGCGGCGAAAUCUCGUCACGAGACUCAUCCGUUAAUGAUUGUCGCGGCGAACGCGUGAUCCGUGAUAGUCGCAGUACGUUCAGCGACCGCGCACGACUACAGCCUUUCUCGAUUACAAUCAAUACCGCGAGUGAAUCCACCAUCGACAGGUGCACCGCAGUUUGACAGACCCAAUACGAGGAGGCGAAUCCGUUUACCGAGAUUUGUCAUCUUCUCGGGUAGGUGAGAGGACCUAGUGAUCGCUUGAUUCGCGUGCGCGGUCUGCAUUUUAUAUUAAAGAACAUUAAAGUAGAAAAUAUACAGCGUACAAAGAGGAGAAGACUGAACUUCUGGAUUCGUACUAUCGGCUAACGUCCCGCCAGAGAAUUUUUAUCGAUAAUCGGUCGUGAAAAAUGGACGUCGAGAUGAGCGGUAGAACGAAUAAACCCAGCGAGGAACUCGCGAAGAGACGAGUGUCGAUCAGCGACCAAGUCGUCGGGCUUGAUAAUCUUGCCUUUGAGCAUCACCGGCGCAUCAGCGCGGAUUCGGAACACAAUUCAGAUCAGGGCAGGCGGAAGUCGAUCCUGCAUCACGGUAGCCAUUGCGACAGCGUGGAGAAUAUUCCGCAGUAUAAAUUUGAUCUGGAGAACGGCAGGAUCAAUGGUAACAGAAAGAAAUCGGCGUAUAGCCUCUCCAGCUCAAUCAGAGACAAAAUCGAGUAUUCCGAGGAACUCAAGAGAUCGUGGCUGUAUCUAUUUUGCGCGCGAUGUCACGGUCUCGACGACACGCCAUCGUGGGAACCACCGGGAUGGAGGAAAGCAUGCCCACAGCCGUUCUGUCCAACGUACAGAAAAUUCGCUCGAAUUGUAUGCCUCUUUCUUUUGGGUCUGUUGCUCUGGGGUGUCAUCUACUCGAUAAUCGGCAAUGACGCUGCCCCAGGUGGUCAGCUAUUCGGAUUGGCCACUGUGUGCAUCGCCGCGUAUUUCGGAGGUUGGUUGUUCUCUUUGACCACCCUACCGGCCUUGAUUGGUAUGCUGAUUACUGGUUUAAUAUUGCAAAAUGUCGGGCUCGUCAAGAUCGAAGGACAAUAUACAUCGGUGGUCUCUGUUCUACGGAAAAUCUCCCUGGUUAUCAUACUUGUCAAAGCAGGCUUGGAUCUCGAUCCGGUCGCUCUGAAAAGGUUAAAAGUAACCGUACCGAAGCUGGGUUUGAUACCGUGGGUGGUGGAAACUGUAGUGGUUGCCGUGUUGACGAAAUACCUCUUGGAUUUACCAUGGGUAUGGGGUUUCCUCCUUGGAAGCGUCAUAGCAGCCGUUUCACCAGCCGUCGUGGUGUCUUGCCUCUUCAGGCUACGUGCAAAGGGCUACGGAGUUGCCAAGGGUAUUCCGACUCUGAUCAUCGCGAUAUCAGGAAUCGAUGAUGCGAUAUCCGUCGCUGUUUUCAGUAUCGUGAAGAGCGUCAUGUUUUCUCAUGAUGCGUUGUGGUACCAAAUCCUUCAGGGGCCCAUCUCGAUUAUCGGCGGUCUGGGAUUCGGCAUCAUGUGGGGCUGGCUGGCCAAAUACGUGCCGGAAAAGGGCGACCCCUUCAUAGUGCCUCUAAGAGUGCUGAUGUUACUUGGGGGUGGUCUGCUAGCGGUUUUCGGCAGUGAAGCAAUCGAGCUCGGUGGUGCCGGGCCGCUUGCGGUCGUGGCUGCAGCUUUCGUCAGCUGCUACUUUUGGCAACAAGAUGGUUGGGACAUGGACGAUAAUCCGGUGGCUACAUCUUUCGAGAUCUUCUGGAUAAUAUUCGAACCGAUCUUGUUUGGCCUUACCGGCACACAAAUCAAGAUUAGUGAGCUCGAAGGGAAAACCGUCUACCUUGCACUAAGCUGUUUACUUGCUGGUAUUAUUAUCCGUAUCGGAAUAACGGUGUUGCUAGGGAUAGGUUCCAAACUGAAUCUCAAAGAGAAAGUGUUCAUUGCUUUGGCUUUGAUGUCUAAGGCAACCGUGCAGGCAGCUCUGGCACCCGUUACCCUCGACGAGGUCGACAAGAACGAUCACGAGCAAGUCGAAUACGCCCAGAUCGUACUGAUGAUGUGCGUACUCUCGGUACUUUUGACUGCUCCGGCGGGAGCCAUUAUGAUAACAAUCUCGGGACCAAAGCUGCUGACGAAGACCACUGUGCCGGUCAGCCCGCCGGAAGCUUGGAAAACGCGCAGACCAUCGAUUCGCGACAUUUCAAUCAUCAAUGAGGAUCCGGAUUUGGAGGAGACCGCGAACGAGAGGAAGCCCUGACAACCGUAUUUAAUUUGCAUUCAAAGCCAAGCUAAUAGGAGCUUCAUCCUUAUUCUCCGGCGCUCCGAAAGUGCCUGAACAUGCCUUUAUUUUAAUUACCCGAGGCACGACUUAACGGUCAAAGACUUAUGUCUAUAUAACCCACUGAUGAGAUAUUAAUCGUGGUUUAAUGUCAGCUGAUUUAUAUCUAGAUGCUCAUGGCCGAAGAUGAAGUACUCAUAAUGACAUCACAGCGAUAUCAUAUCUCAAAACUUUUAUUGAGUUACACGCGAAGAGAAGAUUUUAUUCAAUCUGACGUUAGAUCAGUAUCGUUAUAUUUCAAGUGAUAAAGCGAUCGAACUUAAGCGAUAUCCUAGUCCGUGCAAAAAUUCUUCGUAUAAAAUAAAAGGACGAUCAAUGAUUGAUUGCAUUUUGCAUAUUUAUAAUGC